GGCAUGUGCACCGAGCCCAGGCAGAGGCAUGGUUUGUUGGGAGCCAAUUUCUGUUGAGGGUCUUCCAGGUCGUUAGGGCCAAGUUAUUUUUUGCGUUGCACAUCGGGCCAGCAGCCCAUACUCGCAUCAUUCCAAUCGCCCAAGCGACAACCAGGCUCGAUUCCGAUUGCUACUUCGGCGCCAUCCCGAGACAUGGCUUCUGAACGCCGCAGCGAUCGCGGUGACCAACAACGGCGUCGGAGGAAGAUUCCGUUGGCUUGUGAGCCCUGUCGCGAACGCAAGUCCCGGUGCGACGGGGCGAAGCCGAUAUGCUCCACUUGCCAGCGCCGCUCACUCCCACUGCAUCUCUGCGUCUACACCCUCGACAACGCCCGGACGGCAAGUAAUGAAGCCUACAUCAAGGUUCUCCACGACCGGAUCCGGCUGCUAGAGAAAACAUGCGCCGACCAUGGCGUCCCAAUUCCUCCCUUGGAGUCGGGAGACCCCGAAGAUGCAUCCGUGGGGCCGAACCGGACCCCCGUGUCUCCACUUCUCUCCGGGCCGCAGCAACGGAGUGAUACGACGCUCCCGGGCCCGAGCCCAGCUCAGGGCCUCCGGGAUCACGCUUCUUCCCCGGGCUUGCGGCCCCCAGUCCCGGUGACCUCCCCCGACCACGAUCGGCUAGACGCAACUGAGUCAACAGCCAGCGUCACUGCCAUGGGCACUGUCACCACCGAACAUGAUGUAUCUGAGACAUUCGAUGCAGCCAAUGAGUUCUACGGCAGCUCUUCUGCCGCCUCUUUCAUGAAGGAGGCCUACACAUCCGUCAAGCCACACCGACCGCGUUACCCAGGCCCCAAUGUGCCGGGGGCCCCAGCCUUCUCCAUGAGCUUUUCAGGCUCAGAGCCAUUGUGCAAUAAAAACACUCAAUUCGCGCAAGCAGACAAGUUCGCCUUGCCACCGCGGAAUCUCGCCGACCACCUCCUGAGCCGGUUUUGGGAAAGGAUCUAUUGGUUACACCCCCUUUUCGACAAGGCCACGUUUAUACAGGCUUACGAAACUCUCUGGCGGCCCGCUCACGAACAGUCAAACAUGCCCGCAGUCCCAGGCUUAGGACUCGGAAGCACCCCAGGCGCAGAUGCGGGGACCAUUGUUUUCCACUGCGCUCUGAAUACGAUUUUCGCCCUUGGCGCCCAGUUUUCCGAUCUUAGUCUCAAGGACAAGGCCUCGGCCAUUGAGACCUUUUUCAACAGAUCCAAGGCGUUUGUCGGGCUGGACUUCAUCGAUAUGAACAAUGUCGGUGUAGUUCAGUCGCUACUACUGAUGGCACUCCUACUUCAGAGCACGCCGUUCCCCAACCGGUGCUGGAAUGCGGUGGGUUUGGCGUGCCGUGUUGCUCAGGGACUUGGCUUGCACACAGACUCCGGCAAAACCGCUCGGCCUCAGUUGGAAACCGAGAUUAGGAGGCGAACCUGGCAUGGUUGUGUGAUUUUAGACAUGAUCGUCAGCAUGACCUACGGACGGCCCACUAUGACCGCUCAUUUGCCGGACUUGCCAGUGCCCUCAACUGUUGGAUUUGGUGAAUCCCUUACUCCCCAGUCUCAAGCCGCGGGUGGAGAAACCCCAUCCAAAAUGUGUUAUUACGUGGAGUACAUUCGUCAAUGUCGGAUACUGGGCGAGAUCCUUUCCAAUGUCUACCAACCCUCUGCUGGAACGCCCGCUGGUGGCCCACCAUCGUGGCCUGACCAGAAACCGCAUGGAAUGGACGCCAUCCUAGACCUUGACGCCAAGCUUUCGAGGUACGAGGCAGCACUACCUCCGAUUAUGUCCUGGACAUCGCCCUGCGAUAUUAGCGGCCUCGAGGAGGAACGCAGAUCGGUCAUUACUGCGCAGAGGACGGUUCUUCGGGGAAGCUUCCUCUACCUGCGCCUCAUGCUCCACCGCCCGAUUCUCACGCAACUCUGCGCGGACGCUAGCGCAAAUCCCUCAGCAGAACCGAACUCGCCAACGCGACCAGGGGCCGUGUCGGCCGGCCAAGAAUUGUUCACAUCGUUCGCUGCGGGUUGUGCUAAGAUAUGCCUCGGAAGUGCGGUAGACCUCAUCGAACUGAUCCACGAUACCUACCUCACGAAAGCCACGGGCGGGUGGUGGUGGGAUGGAUUGUACGCUUUCACCGCAGGCCUGGCCGUCAUUGUGGGAUACCUAUCGCCUACACUCCUGGCGUCGAUGGACAAGCAGCGACUCGAACGCUCUUGGAUGUUGUGCCAGAAAAUAUUGGCCCACUUUACUUCGUUCAGUAUCUCGGCUCAGAGGUCUUUAAGAGUCCUCCAGAAAGUGCAUGCGGAUGUCAUGUCUCGUUCCACAGCUGUGUUGGACAAAGAUCAAGAACUCCCUUUGCAGCCUCCAACCAUAUCCGCCGCGACAGCAUAUGGGGAACCGACUGGCUUAGGGCAAGAAGCGGCCGUCAUGCAACCUGACGACGCGCCUCUGGACCUGGGCAACGGUUUCCAAUGGCAGUCACCCGCUGGUAACGCCGAGAUGUUUGGGGCGGGAUUGGUGUUUAACUGGGAUCAGUCGCUCGACAUGCUCUCUGGCGGCUUGGGGAUGGAUAUUUAUCAGUAGAGAUGGCAUUGGUUAAUGGUGUCGGCGGAGCUUCUCAUUUACUUUGGAUACCCUAAUUAACAUUCUUAUUUGCCUUGCCUAACCGCGACAGUUGAUGCCUGAACACUGAUUUUGCGUUUUCAUAGAUCAUAUAACCACGGGUUUGGCCCGCCCAUCGAGUCAAGCGGCUGUGUUUCCUGUAGCAAAUCCAAUGCCCACGUCUUCCAAGCAGGUAGCG
Chaetomium fimeti is the source of this 2818-nucleotide messenger RNA. RefSeq names its product fungal-specific transcription factor domain-containing protein. Gene Ontology annotation, cellular component: nucleus. Gene Ontology annotation, molecular function: zinc ion binding; RNA polymerase II cis-regulatory region sequence-specific DNA binding; DNA-binding transcription factor activity, RNA polymerase II-specific. The record is from RefSeq and is a predicted model, not a curated record. Bases 193 to 2601 code for a protein of 802 amino acids. Gene Ontology annotation, biological process: positive regulation of transcription from RNA polymerase II promoter by galactose; DNA-templated transcription. The transcript is spliced from 7 exons. Lineage: Eukaryota; Fungi; Ascomycota; Sordariomycetes; Sordariales; Chaetomiaceae.